AUGAUAUCUGAACCUUUCCAAACUUUCCAACACAAAUCCGAUGAUGCUUACGAGAAUUCCAAGGAAUCAGAGAUCUGCACAUAUUCUGUGCCACUCAGUCCGGUCAUGAGCGAACAACACCAUCACAAGGCUCCGAACCACAGCCGACCUCUAUUAUACGUCCCCAAUACACUAUGGACGCGAUUAUUUGCAGCAACCGUCAUUACUGAGACCGUCCUCACAGUGGCAAUUGAAAGCUGGAUACUGAUGAGCUUGUGGGACGACCUCGACGACGACAGCAAAACAAACGGACAAAUGCGCCUCCAGUCAUUCCUAGGCCUAUACAUUUUCGCUCUGCUAUACGAAUUGGCUCUGUCAUAUGAUGCACUGCGUCGGAGGAACACAAUCCAGUUGGUCGGACUCUGCAUCUGUAAUCAGGGCCUAUUCGCAUUUGGCAUCCUUCAGAUGCGGGAGAUCAACGAUACUAUCGCCACCUUGGCCGAUAAAAGCCUCAGCGACCAUCUGCAGGAAUUAUAUAAAAUAGAACUCAUUCUUGUCCCGGUGUUUUUAGGUACCGGGACUCUGUGCAUGAGCUUUUUUACGUGGAAGUUGCGCGCGGAGUUUUCAUGGUCUAUAUACAAGAAUAUCAGCGCGGACUUGCAGAUGAAGCGUCGAUAUUUCGUUUAUCAGGUGUAUAUCGCUCUCCUGAAGUUCGAUUUCUUCUUCGUAUUCGGAAGUCAACUCCAAAUCCUCCUUGUCGUCUUUCAAGCCCAAGACAUGGAUUUUAUUAUCAAUGCCACUGUGAUCCCAAUCACGAUAAUGACUCUAGUCCUCUCAGCUCAAUUUUGCAAGCGUGAGAAAACGAAAUCUCUCAUACUCAUGAUGUUAUUUAUGCUUCUUAUAAUUGGAUUCCUUGUCCUCAUCCUCAUUCGAAUUCACAGCAGCGCGGAGAGCACUGAUUUCAGCUCUUUCCGGGUGUCCCUGACAUUAUUUGCGGCAGUCUCAGCACUUUUGAUGGUUCUCACAGUCAUCAACUCCGUGCUGUGUAUCAUGAAUUUCAAUAAAGGGUUGAAGAAUCACGUCUUCUCCCCCAAAAAGCGGAAAACCUCUGUCUCGUUGGAGCUCCAACCCCAAGAGACAUCUACGCGCUUCCUGUUGAACUAA
Penicillium verrucosum is the source of this 1143-nucleotide messenger RNA. RefSeq lists its product as uncharacterized. NCBI's taxonomy places the organism in Eukaryota, Fungi, Ascomycota, Eurotiomycetes, Eurotiales, Aspergillaceae. The record is from RefSeq and is a predicted model, not a curated record. The coding region runs from base 1 to 1143 and encodes 380 amino acids. The transcript is spliced from 4 exons. Gene Ontology annotation, cellular component: Golgi apparatus.